Molecule: messenger RNA, 2422 nt
Organism: Xylaria bambusicola
Lineage: Eukaryota; Fungi; Ascomycota; Sordariomycetes; Xylariales; Xylariaceae
Exons: 10
Coding region: 1-1881 (626 amino acids)
Molecular function (GO): ATP binding; ATP-dependent protein folding chaperone
Source: RefSeq, a predicted model, not a curated record
AUGUCUCCAAAAAUGUACCAGAGUUCUGAUUCCUCUCUCUCCCUUGCCACGACAUACGGUACAACAGCAACAUCGAUUAGCCAGAAUGAUACGUUGCUGGUGGUUGGUAUAGACUUUGGCACUACCCAUUCCGGCGUGAGCUGGGCUAUUGACGAAGGUGACAGGAAGGUUAGGCUGAUCACAGACUGGAAGAAUCCGUCUGGAAUGAACGCCAAUGAAGAAAAGGUCCCCUCAAAAAUCUCGUAUCAGAACGGCCGUGUUCACAAGUGGGGAUACGAAACCUCGGUGAAGGAGGAUAGUUUUAAGUGGAUCAAGAUCCUCCUCGAGCCCGAGCAGAAACACGCUCAUACGACCGCUGAAGUGAAGCUUAGUAACAAGCUCCUCAAAGAACUGGGAAUGACUGCCGAUCAGGUUGUCAGGGACUAUCUCAAGGAGCUUUGGGCUUACACACGAGAGAACAUCCGAAGGCGCCAAGAGGACGAUGACUGGGAAUCUACAUUCCAUUGUCGUGUCAUCUUGACUGUACCAGCGAUGUGGUCUCAUCAGGCUCGGGAGCGAACAUUAAAAGCUGCCAAGGAUGCGGGGUUUCCUGAUGACAUUCAGAUGGUAACAGAACCCGAGGCCGCCGCGCUAGCGACAUUGAAAAGCAAAGCAGCGGAGAACACACUCCGUCCCGGCGAUGCGUUCGUAGUCUGUGAUGCGGGAGGAGGCACUGUGGAUCUCAUUAGCUACAGAGUCAAGUCCACGAAACCUCUUCAACUGGAAGAGUGCGCUAUGGGUGAUGGCGACUUGUGCGGAUCGGUCUUCCUUGACUUAGCAUUCGAGAGAUACAUCACUACUAUAGUUGGGGAAGAGGCGUACUCCUACAUCAAACAGGUGAACAAAAAUAAAAUGCUUCGCGAAUUCGAGUUCGGGGUCAAGCGAGCAUUUGAUGGCGCUGAAGACAAAGAUUACUCUGUCGACCUUAAAGGGGUAGAAGACAACAUAGAAGAAGGUAUCGUUGACGAUACCAUCCCGCUAAAACUCAAUAUGCUGCGUACGAUCUUUGACCACAUAUAUUGCCAAAUAGACACUCUUGUGCAGAAUCAAGUGAGUCAAGUGCAAGCUAAGAACCUUGUGGUCAAGAGCAUAUUGUUGGUCGGGGGCUUUGGUGGAAACAGGUAUAUUCACAGUAGACUUGAGGCAGCCUACCGAUCUCAGAAUAUUCGUGUCCUCCAGGUAGAAGGCGCGUGGUCGGCAAUCUGUCGAGGAGCCUGCCUUUGGGGGCUAGAACAGCCUCUAACGACAAAGUCGGCCGACACCGGUCCACAAAGCCCAAGGAUGGGUGCUGAAGUAUUGGGAACCGUCGCUUCUCGUAUCUCAAAAUACAGCUACGGCAUUAAGAUCUUGGAGCCAUUCGACAUAAGGAAGCACGAGUGGCAUGAUCGCUGCUGGAGUCCGGCGAACGGUGGAUGGAUGGCUGACAACCAGAUGCUUUGGAUGCUGAAACGGAUUGACCGUGCAAAGGGCGAGACAUAUGAAGUCGGCAAGACAUUCGGGUCGUCGUUGAGACAAGCGGUUAAAGGGAUUGGCUGGCGAAGCAAAGGGGUCCGUUCAUUCGAAGAGACGUUGUACAUCUCAGAGCAGGCAGUGCCUCCAAGUAGAGAAGAUGGAAACGUCCAAGCUUUGUGCAGCGUCACGUUCUUCAUCCCGGAAAGGUUCAUUCGACACAAUUCCUCGAGCUAUAGGGACCCUCAUGAGGGUCACAAGUGGAGAGACGCUGAAUUCGAAAUGGUCAUUCGAUUGCGCAGCGCGACUCUAGAUUUCAUCGCUUGUUGUCAAGAUGUCCCAAUCGGCCAUACCGAGGCUAGUUAUGAACGGAUGGGACUUCAAGUAGCAUAGCAGAUCAGCCAUUAUCAUUUGAACAGCUUUUUGAUGUUAUCGUCUUCUUUUUUUCCCCCCUCAAAGAAGGGGGGGAGGGUUGGUGUUGGACUGGAGCGGCACUGUUUCUGUGGGGGACGGAGUAAAGUGAGAGUCGGCUGAAUAGGGGCCAGGUCUUAGGUAGUUGUUGAUGGUCGAGUAGCCGUUUGCUACUUGAAUCUUCGCAUGGUCAUCGGCUGUGAUAUUGAGUACCCCUGGCAUAUUCAGUAUACAAUACCAAGACGGAUUGAGGAAUAGAGGAAACACCUGUAAUAACAUUAUAUCCGUCAACGUUACCCGUUACUACAUUAUUGUUAUGAGCUCCACUGUUGUCCGUCGAACCCUGAUUAACAACCCCCUUUCCCUUCUCCAAAGACGAUUCGCCCAUAGGUCCUCUCUUCUAAAUUGUGCCGCAUUGAAGCAACUAUUUCUCGAUUUCUAUGUCCGCUUUUACAGCGUUCAGUUCUCAGAGAUCCUGUGCUGUUAUCUUCUCAUCACCAAGGUGGUUGUCGCCGACCCCAAU